Molecule: messenger RNA, 2322 nt
Organism: Sclerotinia borealis F-4128
Lineage: Eukaryota; Fungi; Ascomycota; Leotiomycetes; Helotiales; Sclerotiniaceae
Source: the annotation of a GenBank genome assembly
AUGUCUUAUUUUUUCGCUGGAAAUUGGAUCAAUGACUCUUCCGGGACCUUUCACUCUCCACCUGACUCAGGUUAUGACAGUUCAUCCCCCGAACGAAGAUCAAGCAUACUCAGCGAUACCGAUACAACUUAUGAGCCUUCAACUAAACAGGUUCGAGAUGAAAAUGGAAAGGAAUGGAAAACGAGUCUUUCGAUACGGAUCAAAGAUGUGAUCAAUGGAGUUUCUGUGGAUCACAAGCUAUCAACGAUUGCACCAAAUAGCCUUCGAUUCGAUGGGACAUCAGAUAGCCCUAGAACUCCACUUACGUCGUCGUCGUCGACACUACCUCGACCCAAUGUCAAACCUAGGCCAACCCUCUCAAACACACGAGCUCGAACAUCUAUUGAUUCGUCCCCGACUAGAAAGUCCACUAGCUCUUUGCAUUCCCCCGAUCGAUUUCUGCCCAUUCUGAAAAGUCCAGACUCCUCGGCACAGAGCUUUCGUGCUAACAAAGAUCCGGGAACUCUUUCAGCGUAUGAAAAGUUAAUGAGACACAGCAGUGCAAGCCUUGAUGCGUUUAAUCCGCGUCGACGCGCAACAUCACCGAUUCCUCUUGCUUCUCGGCCAGAUGCAAGACGAAUCGUCUCUGGGAAUCGUGGCAGAGGUGCUACUGCCCUUGCCUUUCAAAGGGGUGCCCCAACAACACUCAAUGGAGAGAGGCAGGUCAGUGUAGGAACCGUAUGGGCUGUCGGCGGAGUGGCUCCUGUAAGCGCUGGCAUCCCGGAUGGCCGUGGUGGUCUGUUAGGUAGUGGAACGAAUGCGCCGUUGUAUACUACAUCCUUCUCCGCCUCACGUCCAAAAGCACAAGAAGAUUUCGAAAAGCAUGAAGACAGGUUGGCACAAGCAUUGGACAUUGACCGCAUACAACGUGUUUUUGAAUUUCGCGAUCCAUCAUCUACGCCGCCCACAACUCCCCCUGAUUUCAAGUCCAAGAGACAUACAUUUGACACUAAGACGGCUUGGAAUGGAACAGAGUGGGUGCUAGGUGGACCGGAACAAAUUCUCGAUGCACCAAAUCUACGAGACGACUUUUAUUGCUCGGUUCUGGCAUACUCUGGAACAAGUCACACACUUGCCGUUGGUUUGGGCUCAUUGCUUUAUGCAUGGUCUGAGAUGGCUGGAGUCCAUUUACUUCAUGGUGGAACUUCAAAUGCUUCUUGGUUGACAUCUCUGUCAUUCUCGUCCACGCAAGGAGCCAAAUCAAUACUUGCAUUUGGCAGGUCCGAUGGAUCGCUCAGUCUCUUGUCGCUCUACGACAGCUUAUUGCCCCGAUUUGAAGUCCAACAGCCAUGUCCUAUAGCUUGCGUCGCUUGGAGACCUUCAAUUACAAUGCGACCUUCCCGAAAUCCACUCUCAUCUGGUAUUAUGGUUAAGACGGAAGAUCUGAUCGUUGGAGAUGAGCAAGGAAACGUAUACUACUAUGCCGUUGAAUGGCCAGAUGCAUGGGAAGUGACUCGCGAUGGCUGGUCUGGCUCUAUGGCACUUAUUGCCCGAAUCUCUAUCCAUACCCAACAAAUAUGUGGACUCUCUUUUUCCACUGAUGGCUCUUCAUUUGCAACUGGAGGCAACGAUAAUCUUUGUUGUCUCUUCCGUACAAACGAAGUUACUCGUCCUUCCCGUGGCCAGCUUGGCACCGCAGAAGAAGUGUUCCUUGCCACAGCAGGAAUGCGUCGCAUACACAGCGUAGCCGGUCAGAACCGCGUCAAAGAAAUUACCGCCGGUGCUGAAAAACAUCGUUGGGUUCAUGGUGCUGCUGUUAAGGCAAUUGCGUUUUGUCCCUGGAGAGAUGGUCUCAUCGCAACCGGCGGGGGAAGUAAUGAUAAAUGCAUCCAUUUCUUCCACACCUCAUCCGGAGCCUGCCUCGCCACCAUCAGCGUAGCAGCUCAAGUAACCUCCCUCAUCUGGUCCACUACCCGUCGAGAAAUUGCCGCUACAUUCGGCUACGCACAGCCGGAGCAUCCAUACCGAAUCGCAGUUUUCAGUUGGCCGGAUUGUAAACAAGUGGCUGCUAUUCCAUGGGAAGGCGAACAUAGAGCAUUAUUUGCAAUACCGUAUCCAGGAGGUCCGAACGAGAGUCAUAGCAGUAGGGAAGGUGGAAGAGCCAUGACGAGGACGGCACAAGAGGGAUGUUUGGUGGUGGCGAGUAGUGAUGAGAGUGUUAAGUUUCAUGAGGUCUGGACGAGUAGUAUGAAGGCUACUAGUGGUGGUGAAGGAUUACUUGGGGGAAGUGACAUUUUGGAAGGAUUGGAGGGGAUUGAUAAGGAGGGGGCUGUUAUCAGAUGA